AAGAAUUUAGAAAAUAACAAGUUUGAAUGGCACCGAAUUGGGAUAUACAAAUAAGAAUAUUUUGUCAAAGACUACGUCCCCAAACUGUGUAAGUUGAGUUCAGCAAACAGAUACGGACCUUAGGAACAAUUAGUUAACGGAUGUCUUCAUAUACAGUGAGUCAAACACGGAACUUUAUUUAACAGUACAAACUAUUAAAGGUUCUAUUUUAUUGAUUGUGGACAAGCUUGUGCCAUAUCAUGUUCAGUUCAUCCUUGAAGAAGGCCAGGAAAACCUACAAAACUUGCUCAAUGAAUACGUGAAUUCAUCUUUUAAAAAUACAGAUACAACUAUAACCAGUGUGUUUAAUUCAUGUUUACAAAAAUGGGAUACCUUUGCGAAGAGAGGAAUAGAAUCCUCGGAACCUAUUUCAGAUAAUGGACGAGGUAAACCAGAUUCUUCUGAGACGAAGAAAAAACCUGCUGAAUCCACUGAAAAGGUCUUUGAUGAUUUUUCGGACUUAAGAAUCAAAGAGAUAGUUCUCCCCAAGGACUCUUCUCGAUCAGGAUUUAGUAGUACGAAGAUGAAAUCUUUAGACUAUGAGAAAGAAGUCGGGUUACAGAAGGGCUUAGGUAGCUCAGAUACAGCUAUUCCUCAACAAAAAAUACCCGGAAAAGAAGACUGUGAUCAGGAUAAUAAUCAAGUCACUACCUUUAAGAACACUCAAAUACCCAAACAAGCUAAACCAUUGCAACUUGAAGGAAAUGACUACUCUCUUGAGCUAACAAAUCUUAAUUUGAUCAAUGUAGGUGUUUUAAAAGCACCUAGAUUGAAACUAGUGAUAAAAUGUGUCCGCUGUCAUUACGGGAAUGAGGUUUCUGUACAAGAAAAAUAUUCCCUGGCUUGUUCAAAGUGUAAUAAUGGUUUGCAAGUCAUAUGGUUGCCUGGAACUGUUCAUCUAAAUUCAUCAAGGUUGGGUGUUCUUGAUCUAAUAGGAUGUGCACCUGUUGAUGUUAUGCCCAUUGAUUGUUUUGUCUCAUGUUUAGAAUGUACAGAUGAGCAAGUAAUAGUCUUUAAAGGAGUUUCUUCUAUGCAGCCCAUGGCUCAAUUUUGCAGAUCAUGCAGGACAAGGACGUUAGUCCACUUUCAGGAUACCAAAUUUCAGUUAUUGAAGCAACGUGAACAAGCACUUGGUUCCAGGAAGCCUUCUAAUAAAAGCAACAAACAAAAUCUCGGGAUCGUAAAGGGUACGCCCCUUCCUAAUCGCGGUGCUUGUGAACACUACAAGAAGUCAUAUCGGUGGUUUCGUUUUCCGUGCUGUAAUCGAAUCUAUGCUUGCGAUAAGUGUCAUGAUAUUGAUCAAGAUCACCUCAAUGAAUAUGCCAAACGAAUUAUCUGUGGUUAUUGCUCCUUUGAGUCUAUGUACACCAAAGAAGGAACAUGCUCGCAUUGCGGAAACUUUACAACGCGUCGUCAGAAAAGUGCUUUUUGGGAAGGCGGUCAAGGAAUGAGAGAUCCAAUCCGAAUGAGUAGAAAAGAUCCUAGAAAGUACAAGAGAAUUACCUAACGCAAAUAAUGGAGUAUAAUGCUUUUCUAUUGUCUAAAUUAUGAAUAAUGAAAUAACUGAUGAUUAUAACUUUAUUAAAAAUUUUUGAUCACUUAAAAAACAUCUUAAGAUAACAUAGCUAAAGAUCCU
Messenger RNA from Schizosaccharomyces octosporus yFS286, 1675 nucleotides. RefSeq names its product zf-CHY type zinc finger protein. Lineage: Eukaryota; Fungi; Ascomycota; Schizosaccharomycetes; Schizosaccharomycetales; Schizosaccharomycetaceae. The record is from RefSeq and is a predicted model, not a curated record. Gene Ontology annotation, molecular function: zinc ion binding. The transcript is spliced from 2 exons. Bases 563 to 1546 code for a protein of 327 amino acids.